GGGAACGAGUGGAAUUCUGGGAGCUGGGCCCGCCAUUCGCUUGACGCACGCCUUCCCCGUAGCAUCUUUCGUAGCGCACCGAAGAGAAGGAAAAGUAGGCCAGAUCCGGUGAGGCUGGGGACGGGCGAGGGGAGGUCGAGGCGCCUGUGAGGGGCCAGGGGCUGGAGAAAGACUUGCUGCAUGGAAAUCUGCGGGGCUCGGGGAGGGAAGAAAGCGGGAAGCUUGGGCCACCCAAACAUCAGCGUCGCCUCACUAGCUCCUGGAAAACUCUCUUCCUGCCAAGAUGUCUAUUGGUGUGCCAAUUAAAGUACUGCAUGAGGCCGAGGGCCACAUUGUGACAUGUGAGACGAACACCGGUGAAGUAUAUCGGGGGAAGCUCAUUGAAGCAGAGGACAACAUGAACUGCCAGAUGUCCAACAUCACAGUCACAUACAGAGAUGGCCGAGUGGCACAGCUGGAGCAGGUAUACAUCCGUGGCAGCAAAAUCCGCUUUCUGAUUUUGCCUGACAUGCUGAAGAACGCACCCAUGUUAAAGAGCAUGAAAAAUAAAAACCAAGGCUCAGGGGCUGGCCGAGGAAAAGCUGCUAUUCUCAAGGCCCAAGUGGCCGCAAGAGGAAGAGGACGUGGAAUGGGACGUGGAAACAUCUUUCAGAAGCGAAGAUAAUUUUCUAAGUUGAACAACUUUGUCCUUUUUUCUUUCAGGUUAUCUGAGUUCGUUGGGGUGGGUGCUUGUGUAUAUGUCCUAGGUAUCUUUUGACAUCUUUCUCUUUAGAUCAGGGGAAAUGUUUAAGCUAAAUAAAUCUGGGGGGUUUUUUGUUC
Symphalangus syndactylus (siamang) is the source of this 819-nucleotide messenger RNA. It is a transcript of the gene SNRPD3, whose product is annotated as small nuclear ribonucleoprotein D3 polypeptide. The record is from RefSeq and is a predicted model, not a curated record. Gene Ontology annotation, biological process: RNA processing; spliceosomal snRNP assembly. Gene Ontology annotation, molecular function: RNA binding. Lineage: Eukaryota; Metazoa; Chordata; Mammalia; Primates; Hylobatidae. Gene Ontology annotation, cellular component: spliceosomal complex.